AUGGAGGCAGCCGCUGGCAUUGUCGGGCUGCUCUCCUUUGCGGGCCAACUUCUCAAUGGGCUUGUCAGGCUGAAUGAAUACAUCCAGGACCAGAGAGAAUCCGACAUCCGGACAGAGAAUGCGACAAGAGAGACGGAACUUAUGAUUUCGACGAUUACAGGGCUGAGGUCGGCUCUACAGAGCGUGAAAGACAGCAAUAGCACCUGCGAUGGCACACCGUGGGCUUCGCACAUUGUCACCCUUCACACUCAGCUCGAGCGAUGCAGCCGGGAUCUCGACGACUGGGUAGAGAAUCACAAGCCACCUUCGGGGCCUUCUACAAAACGUCAGAAAGUAAGUGAGGUCUUGCAGAAUCGGCGCGUUCGCGCAGUUCGAACCCUGGAGUCGAAGCUGGUGUCCCAUAGGGCCCAAAUCAGUCUGAGCAUUGGCGCUCUGAACAUGUCGAUUUCUCAUCUUGGUCUGGAGAAGUUGGAUCGAGUUCACAUCGAUGUUCAGAGUCUGACCGAGUCCAACUUAAGGUCCAAUGCCGCAACUCGCGAUUUUACCAGGAACGCGGCUGCCGAUUCGAACGCCAGACAUCAUGAAUUGAUGGAUCACAUAUCUGCGUCAUCGGAAGACCAAAGGAACCAGGCCAUCAUGAUCCAAGAGGAGACGUUGAACCACAUAUCUCGAAUGAGCGACAAUCUCUCUAGCAUCGCAAGUGUCGCCAGCUCUCUUCAGCGGCUCGUCGGAUCAUCGCCAUUACGACGGAGCGUCAGCGGGUCCGAGUACAGUGAGAACCAGUUUCCAUCACCGCUAGGAGGAGGGAAGAGAAAGCGCCGAUUCUCCUGUGUCGAAAGGGAGCACAGUGACGCUAUAGCACACUUCGGUUUCCCACGUGCGAAGCCCCAGGGCCACUGGUCAUGCGGAGCUUUGAUAGGAAUCGAUCAAGCUUUCGCCCGGGUAUAUAAAAACUUCUCGGUCCGUUGUCUGUUCUGUGACAAGCCUUUCCACAAGAACGACUUCCUCUCGCGGGCGCGGCACCUCGUGGACCGCCACGACUUCUCCGGAUGCGAUCAAAGCGCACUGUAUACGACCGCCGAGGAGCUCAAAGACCAUUUGGAGAUUGAGCAUUCAGCUUCAAGGGGAGCCUUGGAUUCUGAAAGCUUCGAUCUCUCGAUUUUUGCUGCAAAUGGAUCCGUCUGGGUCGAUAGUCGGCAUGCGCUUUUGGCUGGCAAGCCAGAAAACGCUGACGUUCCAACGACACACGUCCUGCUCAAUUCACAACUGAGGACAUUGUUAUCUGAAACACCGUAUCUAGAAGCUGGCCGCUCUGAGUCAGAAAGUGAUCUAGCCUCAAGACCUGUGGCUGGGACGAAGGCCAUAAAUCGAGCCAUGGAAGCACUAGCUAAAGACGUUUUCUCGCCUUAUGUUUCCUCACAGAGGCUGCCAAGCAUCUUGCACGAAGCAGCCAAUCUCGAGCAAGAGCUUAUCAUCCAAUGCAACCGCCCAUUGCCCAGACGGUGGGCGACGGUGCCUGAUUGCCUGUUGAAAGCGUCAUCUCCAAGCCAACUCCACGCAAUGCGCAGCCCCGAGACCAAAGCUGCGUUGAGAUCCUCGCUUCACCAUCUAUUUUGGCCUGUGAGGCCAGGUCUGGAAAUGAAACGAUACUCUCAGACUUGCCACGAGUGUUCAAACGAAGCGAACACGUACGGCUUAUGUAAGAGACAUCAAGAGGAGGCUUUGGGGAGCAUGUAUCCGCGGAGCACUUGGAGCUGGUACUCGCUGGACCAUACGCUGAAAGUCUCUGCCAUUUUCCUCAGACUGAAGAAGUGGACGACUAACAUGGAGCGGAUAGAUUUAUGGAUGCUCGAUGUUCUGCAUAAGUCGGACCACCUCUUAGCCAUGUUUCGAUGUAGUGCCUUUCGCGAAGUUCCGAUAGGCUCAUCGGCGGACUGGGCGUCAAGCAAUCCUUCAAGGGGGCAUGAUCAUCAAUUCUGGGGUCAGCAGUGGAAAUCCGACUUGUUGGGUGCUUUCGACAACAACUCGGUCCCGCAUCAUUUCCACCUAUCAGGGGAGCAAUCAGACGGCGCAGUUGAUAGUCGAGACGGAGAUUUCGAAUUCUUCAUCCCCUUGCGACUGAAGACGGGAAUGGCGGAAGUUGCCAGAGUACUUGGUUGGUGA
This is a messenger RNA of Colletotrichum gloeosporioides, 2163 nucleotides long. RefSeq lists its product as uncharacterized. NCBI's taxonomy places the organism in Eukaryota, Fungi, Ascomycota, Sordariomycetes, Glomerellales, Glomerellaceae. The record is from RefSeq and is a predicted model, not a curated record. Bases 1 to 2163 code for a protein of 720 amino acids. The transcript has 2 exons.